Messenger RNA from Psammomys obesus (fat sand rat), 1191 nucleotides. It is a transcript of the gene Ephx4, whose product is annotated as epoxide hydrolase 4. Gene Ontology annotation, molecular function: hydrolase activity. Bases 1 to 1116 code for a protein of 371 amino acids. The record is from RefSeq and is a predicted model, not a curated record. The transcript is spliced from 7 exons. NCBI's taxonomy places the organism in Eukaryota, Metazoa, Chordata, Mammalia, Rodentia, Muridae.
AUGGCCCCGCCGCGCCCGCCCCGCCUGCUGCCCGCGCUGCGCGCGCUGCUCUACUGGUCGCUGGUGUACGGCUACUGCGGCCUGUGCGCCUCCGUGCACCUGCUCAAACUUCUCUGGAGCAUCGGCCGGGCCCCGGCGCAGACCUUCCGCCGCGCGGCCCGGCCCAGCCCGCCCGCCUGCCUCAGCGACCCCUCCUUGGGUACCCACUGCUACGUGCGCAUCAAGGACUCCGGCCUGAGAUUUCACUAUGUUGCUGCUGGAGAAAGGGGCAAACCACUCAUGCUGCUACUUCACGGAUUCCCAGAAUUCUGGUAUUCCUGGCGUCAUCAGCUGAGAGAGUUUAAAAGUGAGUACAGAGUCGUUGCGCUGGAUUUGAGAGGCUACGGAGAGUCGGAUGCUCCAGCUCAUCUGGAGAGCUACAAACUGGACUGUCUGAUAGCAGACACGAAGGACAUCGUGGACUCCCUAGGGUAUAGCAAAUGUGUCCUGAUCGGCCAUGACUGGGGAGGCAUGAUUGCCUGGCUGAUUGCCAUCUGCUACCCUGAGAUGAUAAUGAAGCUCAUUGUUAUUAACUUCCCACACCCAAGUGUAUUUACAGAGUAUUUUCUGCGGCACCCUGCCCAGCUCUUCAGAUCUAGCUUUUAUUACUUCUUCCAAAUACCACGGUUCCCAGAAUUUAUGUUCUCAAUAAAUGACUUCAAGGCCCUGAAGCGCCUGUUCGCCAGCCAGAGCACGGGCGUUGGGAGAAGAGGUCGGCAGCUGACCUCGGAAGAUCUCGACGCCUACGUCUAUGUCUUUUCUCAGCCUGGAGCGCUAAGUGGCCCGAUCAACCAUUAUCGAAACAUUUUCAGCUGCCUGCCUCUCAAACAGCACAUGGUGACCACGCCAACGCUGCUCCUGUGGGGAGAGGAAGAUGCGUUUAUGGAGGCUGAGAUGGCUGAAGUCACAAAGACUUACGUUAAAAACUAUUUCAGACUCAGCGUUCUGUCAGAAGGCAGCCACUGGCUUCAGCAGGAGCAGCCUGACACAGUGAACAGGCUGAUAUGGGCAUUCCUAAGGGAAGAAACAAGAAGAGACUGCUCUUAUUCUAUAAUGGAAUCUCGAAAAACCUCUUAAAACUUGUUCAUCAACUUAUGUUUUAUUAGAAAAAAAACCUGUCUUCAUAUGCUUGAUUAUAAAUAAAUAUAGUGA